Molecule: messenger RNA, 846 nt
Organism: Closterium sp. Naga37s-1
Lineage: Eukaryota; Viridiplantae; Streptophyta; Zygnematophyceae; Desmidiales; Closteriaceae
Source: the annotation of a GenBank genome assembly
AUGAGAUUCAUGGAACUCCAGCACAUCCUGCACGAGACGUCUCUGGAGGUGCAGGGGAUUAAAGACGUCAGAUGGCUGGCGCGUGCCGAUGCGAUUCGGAGGCUCGUGGCAGUCCUACCGGCGGCAAUAGUUGUGUUGUGGGAGCACGACAAGAAAGCAUACGCGACAGUCACAAGCUUCAAGUUUCACUUCUUCCUCUUUUUCCUGGCAGAUGUGCUGAAACUGCUAAACGAGCUGAACCUCAAGUUUCAACGGCGCACGGUGGACAUCACCCGGGUGGCAUCCAUGGUCCACAACACGUGCAACAAGCUGAAGCAACGAUACAUCGAGCAUGGCGUCAACUACGCUGAGGAUAGCGAGUUGCUGACUGAGUUCUUGGAGAAGAAUGGACCGUUGAACAAGCGGGAGGUGACUGUCAAAGGCAUGGAUGGGGAGGGAAGUCCCGUCACCCACACUUUCAAGCUGCACGAAGACGCCAUCAAGGGUCAGAAGUCCAAGGGUGAUAAUGAAUCUUGCAUCACUGCAACCUCCCUUUUUGCACAGGAAGUUGUGAAGCACCUCCUGAAGCGGAUGGAGAGCCUAGACACCCUCAGCGGAUCGAAGCUUUUUCUGCCAGACGCGUACCCCGAUGAGAGAGCCCCUAAGAGGAAGGCCGAGAGAGGAACGACAGCUGCUGCCUCCAAUGAAGACGAAGAUGAGGAAGAUGUGGUAAGGCGGAGGACAUCAAAGAAGGGCAAGGCACGUGCAGCUGUAGUCGUCUCGGACAGUGAUGAUGACGACGAUGAGGGGAAUAAUAAUGGGCUUGAUGUUCGUGCGACAGUGGCGCUAGACUCUAAUACUGAGUAG